Molecule: messenger RNA, 1492 nt
Organism: Prorocentrum cordatum
Lineage: Eukaryota; Dinophyceae; Prorocentrales; Prorocentraceae
Source: the annotation of a GenBank genome assembly
UCAUCCUUCCCCUCCUCCUCCUCCUCCCGUCCUCCUCCGACCCGGGAUGGCCGCCGCGUGCCUGCGCGUACUGGCCCUGGUGCCCGUGAUCGCGCAGGCAGCAGGGCCAUCUAUCCUCUCGGUCUUCGGACACAAGGUGCCCGACACCGACACCACCAUCUCGGCCAUCGUGUACGCCUGGGAGCUGGUCCAGCGCAACAUCCCCGCGAGGCCCUACGUGCUCGGAGAGCUCAAUCUCGGCUGCGCGCCGAGGGGGGAAGUGCGAGGAGCCCUUCUCAGAAGGCGGCGGCGCUUCUCACAAGCCCUCCAGCCUUCUGACAGGCCCUCUAGAGGCUCAGAAAGCCCCACAGAAGGCCAGAUGCAUUUUGAGCCUUCGCAUGAGGCCCUCCCCCUCUGCCUUCCACCUUGGCCGCGCCGCCGACAAUCCCGAGACAGCGUUCGUGCUCAAGAAGAUGCGCAUGCAGACGCCGCCGCUGCUGACGGAGCCGCUCGCGAAGAAGCAGGCGGUCGCGCUCGUGGACACGAACAACCCCGCUGAGCUGCCGGAGGGCAUCGAGACGGCAUCCAUUCAUUCCAUCGUUGACCACCACAAGCUCAGCGGCCUCGAGAGCGCAGAGCCCCUGGAGGUUGACAUGCGCCCGCUGUGCUCCGCGGGCAGCAUCCUGUACGCGCGGGCCAAGGCAGCUGGCCUGACCCCGCCCAAGCACAUCGCCGGCUUGAUGCUGGCGGGGCUGCUGUCCGAUUCCCUGGAGUUCCGGUCGCCCACCACCACCGAGACCGACAGGGUCUACGCGAAGGAGUUGGGCGAGCUCGCCGGCCUCGACGUGCACGAGUUCGCCGAGGGCAUGCUCGAGGCGAAGGCGCAGAUCGACCACCUCUCCCCGAGGGAGCUGGUCAUGAUGGACACGAAGGUGUUCAAGAUCGGCGGCCAGAAGCUGCGUGUCUCCGUCCUGGAGACAACGAAGCCCGCAAUGCCGCUGAAGAAGAAGGCCGAGAUGGUGGCGGCCCAGCUCGACCAGAUCAAGGAGGAAGCGCUGGACGACAUGCUCCUCUUCGUGGUGGACAUCCUCAGGGAGGAGGCAACGUUUGUGUCGUGCAGGCCGAGCGCGGCAAAGCUGGUCGAGAGGGCAUGGAAGACGACGCUCGCCAAGAACGGCACCGUUCUGCUUCCCGGCGUGCUCUCGCGCAAGAAGCAGAUGAUCCCCGCUUUGGAGGCUGCAGCGGCCUCCGAGCUGCAUGCGUAACGGGCGCUCCAGGCGAUCUUCCUCAGCUCGACCUGAGUGAGCGGCAUGUGCGGCGGCUGAGGAUGGGGCGCAGAGCGGAAGGAGGGCGGAGGGAGGGUGGGAGGGAGAGACUUGGUCUGGCACUUGCCGUUUCCCAGGCGCGAGCGGCUUGCCAAAAGUAGACCGCGCGCCCAUGGCGCUAUCCUGCCUCUCGCAGUCCAGAGCCCCCGUCCUCUUACAACGAUGGAGGGAGCCAGGGGAGGGAACGG